This is a messenger RNA of Nelumbo nucifera (sacred lotus), 3150 nucleotides long. RefSeq names its product putative potassium transporter 13. Gene Ontology annotation, biological process: potassium ion transmembrane transport. The record is from RefSeq and is a predicted model, not a curated record. Lineage: Eukaryota; Viridiplantae; Streptophyta; Magnoliopsida; Proteales; Nelumbonaceae. Gene Ontology annotation, cellular component: membrane. Gene Ontology annotation, molecular function: potassium ion transmembrane transporter activity.
CUCUCUCUCUCGCCCGCGCUUCUUAAAGUAAACUGAGAGACCACAUUUUUUCUCUAUAAAAACUUACGUUCUUUCUCCCUAAAAUCUCUCUCAUCUUCUAUUAACUUCUCUACCGCCGUACGGGAAAGGAUUUAUAGGAGUUCAAGCGAUUACAGAGAGACUGUUCGGGGCUCUCUUUUGCAUUCGUUUCAGUGCUUCCAUGGUUUUCGUUUUUUGAAUUUAAUAGAAAGAGAGUGUUGGUCUGAGGUUGUUUCGUCUGAUUGUUGACCGGAGACGUCGAAUCGACUGGGAAACUUUCAGUUCUGGAGUGAAAAAUUCUGUAGAGGACUGGAAGUUGGGGUCUGGGUUUGGUGGAAUGGAUCUCGAAUCUGCUUCUCAGAGUCGGGAAUCUAUUUUGACAGCGUACAAGACAACACUUUUUCUGGCCUACCAGAGUUUUGGGGUCGUGUAUGGCGACCUGAGCACAUCCCCCAUCUAUGUCUACAAAAGCACUUUCUCAGGGAGGUUGCGCCUUCACGAGGAUGAUGACGAAAUUUUUGGGGUACUUUCUUUAGUUUUCUGGACUUUGACUCUGAUCCCUCUAUGCAAGUACAUUAUAUUUGUAUUAGGAGCAGAUGACAAUGGUGAAGGUGGAACGUUUGCAUUAUAUUCACUACUGUGUCGGCAUUCAAAGAUGGGUCUUUUAAACACAUUAUAUGCUGCAAAUGAUCAUCCAUCAGCUUAUGAUCUGGAAUCUCCUCAUAAGGAGACACGGACCAGUUCAGUUUUAAAGGAGUUCUUUGAGAAGCAUCGCAGUUCUCGGAUUGUCUUGCUGCUGGUUGUUCUUCUAGGAACUAGUAUGGUCAUCGGUGAUGGUGUCCUGACCCCAACAAUGUCUGUCCUUUCUGCAGUCUAUGGCAUCAAAGUUAAGGUUCCACAUUUACAUGAGAAUUAUACUGUACUCAUUUCCUGUAUUAUAUUGGUGGGACUCUUCGCUCUUCAGCAUUAUGGGACUCGCAAGGUUGGAGUUACCUUCGCUCCAAUAUUGAUAGCUUGGCUCCUAUGCAUUAGUGGGGUGGGCAUUUACAAUAUAAUCAAAUGGAAUCCUCGAGUUAUCAGUGCUCUGUCACCAUAUCAUGCAUUCAACUUUUUUAGCAAGGCUGGAAAAGAUGGAUGGAGUUCACUUGGAGGCAUUGUUCUAUGCAUUACAGGGGCGGAGGCUAUGUUUGCUGAUCUUGGCCAUUUCUCCCAUCUUUCUAUAAGGAUUGCAUUUACAUUGGUUGWUUAUCCUUGCUUAAUUUUGGCAUACAUGGGGGAAGCUGCUUAUCUCUCCAAGCACAAAGAUGACCUUCAAAGGAGCUUCUACAAGGCCAUCCCAGAGGGCAUAUUUUGGCCUGUAUUUAUAAUAGCCACUCUUGCUACUGUUGUGGGAAGUCAGGCUAUAAUUUCAGCUACUUUCUCAAUUAUCAGUCAGUGUAGGGCACUGAAGUGCUUCCCCCGUGUGAAGAUAAUACACACAUCAAGCAAGAUCCAUGGUCAGAUUUACAUACCAGAGGUGAACUGGAUUUUGAUGGUCUUGUGCCUUGCUGUUGUUAUUGGCUUUAGAGACACAGACAUGAUUGGCAAUGCAUAUGGUCUUGCUGUGAUCACUGUAAUGUUUGUUACCACGUGCUUGAUGUUUCUUGUUAUUGUCAUGGUAUGGAGGCGCACUGUUCUGCUGGCAGCUGUAUUUGUGAUUGUUUUUGGAUCCUUAGAGCUGCUCUACUUAUCUGCGUGCCUUGCCAAAGUUCACAACGGAGGCUGGCUCCCUCUAGUCCUCUCUUUGGUUAUUUUAUCUGUCAUGUCUAUCUGGCAUUAUGGGACUUUGAAGAAAAAUGGCUUUGAGUUGCAGAACAAGGUCUGCUUGGAGAGGCUUCUAUGUCUUGGACCAAGCCUGGGUAUAAGUAGAGUCCCAGGAAUUGGUCUAAUAUACUCCAAUGUGGUCUCUGGGGUUCCACCCAUGUUUGCACACUUCAUUACAAAUUUUCCUGCUUUUCAUCAGAUGCUAAUCUUUGUUACCAUUGAGUCUCUGACAAUUCCAAAGGUUCCUCCCAGUGAACGCUAUCUCGUCAGCCGUAUUGGCCCACAGGAAUUCUGCCUAUUUCGAUGUAUUGUUAGGUAUGGGUACAAGGAUUUCAGAAGGGAUAGCUAUGAUUUUGAGAAUCAGCUCAUUGCAAAGGUGGCAGAGUUCUUGCAACAUGAGAUUAAUAAUGAUGUCAAAUCUGGAGGAGAAAUGGUGUCAGCUGGAAAGCAGUCAAGCUCAUUAUUGGAUGCAGUGGUAGACGGACUCGAAUGUGGAGCUGGGAGAAGGAAAAAAGUGGGAUUUCGAGGGGUUGGACUGAGGGAAGAGGUGAAGAAAUUGGCCGAGGCUAGGGAAUCUGGAGUGGCAUACAUGAUGGGCCACACAUGUGUUGUGGCUAGUGAAUCAUCGUCACUAGUGAAAAAGUUUGCAAUUGAUGUUGUCUAUGGGUUCUUGAGGCGGAACUGCCGGCGCCCAGCAGUAGCUCUUGGUAUCCCACACACGUCAUUGAUCGAAGUGGGUAUGGUUUAUCAUGUGUGAUGCAGUUUGGUCAUUAGAUGUUGGAUUAUCCAGAUACCAUCAGAAGGUUAGGAUUAUUAUUGCACUGAAUCAUGGAGGGGUAAAGAGAAGUCAGCAGUUUGUGAUCACUUGUGAAGGCUAAAUUUACCCUGUCAGCGCCGUUUCCUAAUAACAGUAAAUGAUUCCAGGCAACUCUUGUUAAUUUAGGUGGCGAGUUGGGUUGCAGUCGAAGGCCAGAAAUAACUAACACGUAUGGAAGGACAAGAAAAACCGCUUGCUUUUAGCUCAAAAUGAUUAUGUAGAUGAGACUGAGUUUACUCUUCUUGACAGUAGAUGGGCUUCAGUCUACUGCUGAAGGAUGGUUAGGGUUGAAGGAUACAGAAUCAUGAAGUAGCAUUAGCACCUGGGUUAUGUAUCUACUUUUCUGCAGCACGAUACAUACCCUCUUCUCCCCAGAAAACUUGUUCUUUUCAUAAAAUUUCCCUUUUCUUGUACAGUUAAUGGAAAAAUGAAUUGAUUACCACACUUCUCAUAUUACUAAAAAUAUUGUAAGAUUUAUCCUUUUCUUCAACAGGGACUGAUGAGAUUGAUCC